AUGCAAGUACAGAUCACGCUAUUCACCUGCGGUGGAUACGCCGUCGGCGUGAAGUUAGCGCACUGUCCAGCAGAUGCACAGGCCCUCAUGGCCGUUACGCAUAUAAGGUCAAUAAACAGCCAGAAAAGCUUUGGGGUCCAGCUAAAAUCAAUGGCCCAACCAGUGUUCGACCCCGAAUUACUGGACAGUUGCGCUGGCGGCGACAUCGACAGUCCCGACCUCAGUUUCACGCUGCUGCCCUUCACAGGCACAGAACUAGCGAAGCUCAAAGCACUUGCCCUUGCAGAUGGUAGCCAUAAGCAACGCAUGCACAUGUGA
Penicillium canescens is the source of this 318-nucleotide messenger RNA. RefSeq lists its product as uncharacterized. The transcript has 2 exons. NCBI's taxonomy places the organism in Eukaryota, Fungi, Ascomycota, Eurotiomycetes, Eurotiales, Aspergillaceae. Bases 1 to 318 code for a protein of 105 amino acids. The record is from RefSeq and is a predicted model, not a curated record.